UUUUUUAACUUUUAGUGGGCCCCUUUCCUCUGCUCUUUUUAUUCUCCAAAACCAAACAACUCUUCUCCUCAAUUUCCUCUUCAUCUUCUUCUUCCUCUGUUUUUUUUUUGGCUUUCAAUUUUCAAUUUUUGAUAUUUCUCUGAACUUUUAGUAACAAUGGUGACUGAAGGUACAGAGAAACCCACCAUUAUUUUCACCUAUGGAACACUCAAAAGAGGAUUUUCAAAUCACGUUCUCUUACAAGACAUGAUAGCCGCCGGCGAUGCUUCUUUCCUCGGCGUUUACCAAACCGUCGAUCGUCUCCCCCUCGUCUGCGGUCCUUACCGUGUUCCCUUCCUCCUCAAUUUCCCCGGCUCCGGCGAACACGUCCGCGGCGAGCUUUACGCCGUUUCCGCUCGCGGAUUGAUCCGUAUGGAUGAAUUAGAAGGAAUUACCCGGGCCCAUUACGAGAGGCUGCCAAUCAAAAUCCGGGCCGAUGAAGAAUCAGAAUCAGAAUCGGGGAAGACAAUGGAGGUGGAAGCGUAUUAUGCACACAGAAACUACGCGGAGGCGCUGUGGAAGAGAAACGGAGAGAAGGGUUUCAGAUGUUAUACAGAGAAAGAGGCAAAAGGGUAUGUGAAGCGUAAAGAUAGGCCACAACAUUUAACAUUUUUGGAACAAAUUGGGAUUUUCAUUUCUUCUAACCCUAAUUCUUGUUGUUGCAACAAAAAUCUUCCUGUUCCUUCUCCUCCUCUUCCAGUCAAUGUUGUUAACCAUUGAAAAUUUGGGUUUGAUUUUUGAAGUUU
Solanum verrucosum is the source of this 785-nucleotide messenger RNA. RefSeq names its product putative gamma-glutamylcyclotransferase At3g02910. Gene Ontology annotation, molecular function: gamma-glutamylaminecyclotransferase activity. Bases 157 to 759 code for a protein of 200 amino acids. Lineage: Eukaryota; Viridiplantae; Streptophyta; Magnoliopsida; Solanales; Solanaceae. The record is from RefSeq and is a predicted model, not a curated record. The transcript has a single exon.